This is a messenger RNA of Hansenula anomala, 1932 nucleotides long. RefSeq names its product DNA helicase SRS2 (gene SRS2). The transcript is spliced from 3 exons. Gene Ontology annotation, biological process: recombinational repair. The record is from RefSeq and is a predicted model, not a curated record. Gene Ontology annotation, cellular component: nucleus. Gene Ontology annotation, molecular function: 3'-5' DNA helicase activity; DNA binding; hydrolase activity. NCBI's taxonomy places the organism in Eukaryota, Fungi, Ascomycota, Saccharomycetes, Phaffomycetales, Wickerhamomycetaceae. The annotation marks the transcript as partial.
AUGUUAUAUUCAGGCUCCAAAGAUGUUCUUCAAAGGAUAUUGAGUGGCUUGAAUGAUGCACAAAGGGCAGCUGUCACCAGCUCUCCAAAUGGACAGCUACAAAUCAUCGCUGGUCCAGGAACAGGUAAAACCAAAGUUUUAACCUCCAGAGUUGCAUAUUUAAUGAUAGAGCAUAAUAUACGGCCAGAGCAUAUUAUUGUGACUACUUUUACCAAAAAAGCUGCCAAUGAAAUGAAAGAAAGACUAUCACAGAUGUUGGAAGGAACAAACAUUCAACUAAAUAAAUUGGUGAUUGGGACAUUUCACAGUAUCUGUAUGAGAAUUUUGAUGCAGUAUGGGUAUGUGAUCAAUCUCAAGGGCUUCAAAAUUGCAGCUGAUAGGGAUUGGGAUGAAGUGAUGAAGUCUUUAAUAGAUCCAAUCACAGAUGAUAUUGCAGAUAUCAGAGAUCUUAAGCUGAGGAAGCAAAUAUCCAAAUUAAAAUCCAAAGGUAUAUACCCUGAUGACUAUUCCUUGCAAAAAGAUUACAACAAAGAAUUACACAUUAUCUUUAAACUGUUUCAAGAAAAGCUUGAGUCAAGUGGGUUACUGGACUUUGAUGAUCUGCUUGUAAAAACCAGUCAGCUAUUAUCUAAAAGGAACUGCGUAAGCAAAAUAAAGCAUGUGUUAAUUGAUGAAUUCCAAGAUACCAAUACCAUCCAGUUACAGCUCAUGGUGAAAUUUGCUAUGGGAGUCCCUGGAAACUGCAAUAAUAUUACUGUGGUUGGUGAUCCAGAUCAAAGUAUUUAUCGUUUCAGAGACGCAGUUGCUUUGAACUUUGAAUUGAUGAGAAAGAAAUAUCCAGGUUGUGAAAUAAUCAAAUUGAAUGAAAACUAUCGUUCCACAAGUGAUAUUUUGGAUUUCAGCGAGGCUGUUAUGCGUCAACAAAACUCAAGAACUUCAAAGAAUUUAAGCUCACAAUUUUCUCAUACUUUCCCUGCAGUUCAUCAAUCGUUCGGAUCCAGAGAAGAAGAAGCGGUAAAUAUAGCUCAGGAAAUCAAAUUUCUGAAGCUUUUGCCUAAAUUAUUUCAAAAUUCUGAUUUUGCAAUUCUUAUACGGGCAGCAUAUCAAAGUCGAGCUCUUGAAAGGGCAUUAAUUGAAAAGAAAAUUCCUUAUAGAAUUGUUAAAGGCCGUGCAUUCUGGGAAAGAAAAGAAGUUGAACAAAUUGUUGAUUUUUUAAGACUCGUUGCUUAUGAUGAUGAUAAAGCAGCAUUCCUAAGAACUUUAAAAAGCUGUACUUCAGGUAUUGGCCCAGUUACUAUCAAGAAAAUUGACGCAGUGAUUGAUGAAGAAAGUAAAAAGGGGUUUACUGCUAUCAGUGCAUUAUAUAAAAUUGCUCGUGGUGAUUUUAAAGGUGUUGGAAGUUCUAAAAACAAAGAUCAAAUUCAGUUGUUUUUGGAAAUGGUUGAAAAGGCUAGAAAUUUUGUUGCUAAUGACAACUACAGUCCAAACCAGUUAUCCUUGUUAUUUGAAUUUUUGAAAUCACAGGAACCGUUGGCAUCACUUAUAAAAGAAGAGGAAAGGGCACAGAAUAUUGAAGAAGUAAAAUCCCAGUUGGUUGGUUUUGUUCCUACAGAAGUUGAACCGAUAAACUCUGAAGACAGUGCGCCAUUGAAUGAAGACACUUUUUUACAAAGCUUUCUUUCAUCAAUUCAACUUUACUCUGUUGAUGACAAAGAAGAAGAUAAUGAAGAUGGCGUUGUUUGCAUUUCAACAAUUCAUUCAGCCAAAGGUCUGGAGUGGCCAGUUGUUUUUAUACCAGGUUUGACUGAGGGUCUAUUGCCUGCUAGUUUUGCUAAGAAAGAUGAGAAUGAAGAAGAAGCAAUUGAUGAAGAAAGAAGAAUAUUUUACGUUUCAACAACAAGAGCCAAGCAACUACUUUAUGUGACCAACUCA